AUGCCGUCAUUUCAGUCGCUCCCGGCCGAGCUCCGUCUCGACAUCUGGGAGCUCACGCUUCCAGCUUGGGAUGAUCCUGCGAUCCUAUUCUGGCACCACGCUGCUGACGAGCCCAACGACCCACACGUCGUAUCGCCGCAACCCAGCAUCUACAACGUCUGCCAGGAGUCUAGGGUUGUUGUGGACAAGGUGAAGAAAUACCUUUGGACGUAUGCCGAGAACUCGCAGGGGGACAAGUUCGACAACCUCCUCCUGCGGCCGUACAUGCGCCACGACGCCGUCUACAUCGUCAAGUCGCAGUUCCACUGGUUCCGGAGGCACCAGCUCAUACUCCAGCAGCGCAACCCGGGCCCCGAGGCUCGCGACUACCUCAGGUGCAACACGGUCCUGACCAGGCUGACCCACCUGGCGCUCGACUCGAGCAUCUUCAUAGAGAACCCGACCAAGGUGCGCCUGUGGUUCAAGAAGCUCCCGAGGUGUCUCUUGCACCUGCGCAAGAUCACCAUCGUCUUCGGUAAGCAGUGGGAGCGCCCCGUCCGCAGGCCGUCGGAGCUCCUGGGCAAGGGGAACAAGAGGAAGCCGGGGAAGGAGCAAGAGUAUGACAAUGUCGCGAGGGAGUGGGCAUACAAGGAGAUCGAGCCGCCCAUGGCUCUCGAGGAGUUGAAAGGGUGGUCCUCCGACCAGACGAUCCGCCUCGUCCACGACGACCCGGCUUCGAGCCGCAGGUUGCUCGACUUGUAUGCCGAGCUGAGGUGCCUGUUGGACUCGACCAAGCCGUUUGACGACGUUCCAGAUGAGACGAGAUGGAAGUUCAACAACUUCAUUCCUUCGUGGGAGAUAGAGCUGGCGUUCGCGGAACUGGUCGUCAAGAAAUGA
This is a messenger RNA of Diaporthe batatas, 876 nucleotides long. RefSeq lists its product as uncharacterized. Bases 1 to 876 code for a protein of 291 amino acids. The record is from RefSeq and is a predicted model, not a curated record. The transcript has a single exon. NCBI's taxonomy places the organism in Eukaryota, Fungi, Ascomycota, Sordariomycetes, Diaporthales, Diaporthaceae.